This is a messenger RNA of [Torrubiella] hemipterigena, 735 nucleotides long. The record is from the annotation of a GenBank genome assembly. Lineage: Eukaryota; Fungi; Ascomycota; Sordariomycetes; Hypocreales; Clavicipitaceae.
AUGUUUGGACUCCGAAGAACAAUGGCUACCGUCGCUACUGGCGCCUCGACCCUCAAGCAGGCCGGCAAGGUCGUCUGCAUCGGUCGCAACUAUGCCGACCACAUCACCGAGCUCAAGAACAUGAAGCCCAAGCAGCCCUUCUUCUUCCUCAAGCCGCCCUCCUCCAUGCUUCUGCCCGGCGAGGGCGCGUGCCUGCGCCCCAAGGGCGUCUCGCUGCACUACGAGGUCGAGCUUGCGCUUGUCAUUGGCAAGCGCAUCCAGAACCUGAAGCCGGAUGACCAGCAGGGCGCCAUUGACGCCGUCGGCGCCUACGCCAUCGCCAUCGACAUGACCGCCCGCAACGUCCAGGACGAGGCCAAGAAGAAGGGUCUUCCCUGGGACAUUGCCAAGGGGUUCGACACAUUCCUGCCUAUGAGCAACGUUAUUCCUAAGACCGCCAUUGCCGACCCCCACAACAUUGAGCUCUUCCUGUCUGUCAACGGCGAGACCAAACAGCAGGGCUCGACUGGUCUGAUGAUCUACCGCAUCCCCCGCAUCCUUAGCGACAUCUCGCGCGUCAUGACUCUGCACCCUGGUGAUGUCGUCCUGACUGGUACGCCUGCUGGUGUUGGUGCCGUCACUCCGGGCGACAUUCUCCGUGCUGGUGUCCGUGUGGAUGGCAAGGAGCUCGAGCAGGGUAAGAUUGAGUUUGGCGUCGAGGAGUCUACCUCUGCCUACGAGUUUGCCGAGACAUAA